Lymnaea stagnalis (great pond snail) is the source of this 1244-nucleotide messenger RNA. The record is from the annotation of a GenBank genome assembly. Lineage: Eukaryota; Metazoa; Mollusca; Gastropoda; Lymnaeidae.
GGAAUCUCGUUAUCAUGUCAAUCACCCCAAUGCAUUGACCGACAUGGACAGUUCAGAAAUGACCAUCAUGAAUGGGACCACUUGUCCCCUUACUCCCCACGCCGUCGUGGACGCUGGUCAGGUGUACCAACCCGUCAGUGACUCGCUGCGUCACAGUAUCGAGAUAUUUUAUUCUGUGUUCUUCACCUGUGUGAUAGGCGUACUUGGCUCUGCCGCGAAUAUUAUCAACAUCGUCGUAUUCGUCAAACAGGUGAGAAUGGAAUUGAUCGGUACUUUAACUGCGUCUCUUUGGUCGGUAUUUCUCUUAAGGGUUUUACCCAAGUGUUGCUUAGAUAUUUAAUUAAAGUUUUUAAAAAGUAAUUUAAAAAAUAAUACUAGUUUAAAAAAAAAAAACUAUUCAAGAGCACAUUGGAUCUAAUCGAUAAUCACGCAGGUCAAUAAAAUCAACCUCCAAUACUUCGAGCUUUACCUAUUGAUACGAUUACUAUUUGAAAAUAAUAAAAUGGUGUUUUUUUUAUCCUUAACUGCUUUUUACAGAUUCGGCCUAUCUUAUAACUUAUUUUAAAUACUUGUUUUUAAAAAGUUGUUUUUUUUAAUUCGAUUGAAAUUUUUGAGACCAAAAUAAAUCAUUGUAGAGCGUACCACUCGUACAAAGUAUCGAUACAUUUCAAAACGCUUAGUAUUUUAAGUAAAACAGUUAAUUUUUCUUUUCAGUUAAAUGGUCCAGUUAUUUCAAAAUUUUGCUUUUCGUGCAGGGAUUUAGUGAUGCAAUGAACAUCAGCUUCCUGGGGCUGGCCAUCGCUGACCUGUGCAGUGUCGUGACCCUGGUGUGGGAGGGCAUUUGUUACAACCCCAUGUUUUUCAACUCUGACCUCCCGUUCGUGACCAGCGACCUGCUCUACUACACUGCAGGUUCGGACGUUUGGACGAUAUGUCGUCAUUUUAAUUAAGAAAGUUCCAUUCUGAACGUCAACGAUGUAUAUUUAUAAAUAUUAUAUAAAUAAAAAGUUGACAAGUAGUAUGGUUGGCUUGGAUUUGAGGUUGGGUGAAUAAAUAUAUUUGUUGAUUUAAAUAUGAAGUGCACUGAAGUGAGUUAGUUUAAUUUGUUAUUAUUGUUUUCAAUUGUUUAGGAAAGCUAAUAUUUACAUUUUAUAACAGGUCAUAUAAAAAAAAAAACAUAUUUUAUUAUGAAUUUGUUAUCACACAGCUCUCGUGAUCUUCUCUUACAUUUAGUUUCAUAUACC